Messenger RNA from Mangifera indica (mango), 2179 nucleotides. Its product is annotated as zinc finger protein 1-like. The coding region runs from base 1372 to 2085 and encodes 237 amino acids. Lineage: Eukaryota; Viridiplantae; Streptophyta; Magnoliopsida; Sapindales; Anacardiaceae. The record is from RefSeq and is a predicted model, not a curated record. Gene Ontology annotation, biological process: negative regulation of abscisic acid-activated signaling pathway. The transcript has a single exon.
AUUAGAUGAUAUGAUUGUAUUUCUUGUUUGGAUUAGGUUUUUAUGAUUUAUAAUAAUUUCAAAAGCAUUUAAACUUUGGGUACUUCUUAUCCAUCUCAAAUUUAUCAAAAAUAAUUAAUCACAAGAUAUGAUUGAAUAAUCUAAGAACAAGUUUAUUAAUUUGAAAGUCAUUUGAUUGAUUUGAUGAAGAAUUCCUAUAGAUAAGAAAUUCCUAAAAAUGAGAUACUCCAAAAUGCUGUAUCAAAAGGAAAACAAAUGAAAAAAUAUAAGUCUACUAAUAAUAUAUCCUCAUAUACUUUCCAGGGAUGAGGAAGCAUCACCCCAUUUAAAUUCUCUUUUUGAUAUGUUUUUUGUUGGACUACUUUGAUUACUAUAUAUGGAUCCUCCUAAUCAGGUUCAAGUAUACCUAUUCCGCUUUCUUUUCUACUUUGAAAGACCUUAGAUCUCCCACUUUAAAACUUGUUUUACUCGUGAUUUUUAAUAUUGAAUUUCUCUUUGUUUAUAAGUCAGGUGUUUUUUCUCUCCCAUUUUCUACUAAAUUUAUGUUUAAACUUGGUUUCUUAUUUUUCUUUUGGUUGGAAGUUGAGUACUAUGAGAUGGCAUGCUAAUUUCUACUAUUACCACUGCUUCAGCUUCAGUGUUUACUAGAUGUUUUGGUUUGCCUUACAUGGUCUAGUUCUAGUAUGACUAGCACUCCAGGGUUAAGUUAAUAGAUUUCUUGUUGCUAAGCUUGUAUACUUCUUGAACUCUACAAUUUAUAGGCUUGUAAAUUCCUAGUUUCUAAUGCAUGUUUAAGUAUGGGUUCAUCAAAUUUGUGAUUUGCCAUUUAUGUUAUCGUAGACUUGUUCAUCAUGCAUGAAUUUUAACUGAACUUGUUGACUUUGACUUUCUUGGUAGGAUUUUUUUUUUUUGGUUCCUAAAUGUUCUUGUAUGGACAACAAUUAUACCAAAAUUAUUUUGAUUAUGCAUUUAUUGGCUUUUUAAUACUUAUGUAGGGUGAUAUAUAGUGUUGAUGGGUUCAUAGUAAGUGUUGUAGUAGAAGGUAAAUGAAAUAAACCAUCUAAAUCUAAAAAUCUAUGGACAGUUAUCAAGUCAUAAUCAAGUUUAGAUGAUGUAUUUGAAGCACUGCCAUUCAAAUAUCCUCUUGGGUCUCACAAAACCUUAUCAAACUUGGUGUUUCAUUUAGUACCUUACCAUUUCAAGCUCUCUAGAUUUUCAAUAAGUUUUAGUCAGAUAUCUUUCCAUAUAUUGAAGAUGAGAAAAUCACUGGCAUCUCUAUAAAUUCUACCACAUGUUUCAUUGGCUAAUAUCAUCAGUUCAUUGACAACUCUUUUAAGUUCCAACAGUUGUUUAGAGUUAAGAUUUGCGGUAAUGUCGGAAAGAUGGUCAUGUAACGACAAAACGAAAGAGAAAGUUGAUCAAGAAGUUGAGUCAGUUGAUCGAUCUCUAGAUUUAAGCCUUUUCAACAACAAUCAGUUUGAUUGUCCUGCAUUGAAGAGAGAACUUAACUUACUUGAUCGCCUAGAUGCAGGUGGUUUGGAGGUGGUGGGGUCUUCUGAUGAUAAGAAUGAGAUAGAGGAAAUGAGAUUCUUCAUUUGCAAUUACUGCAAAAGGAAGUUCUCGAGCUCUCAGGCAUUAGGGGGCCACCAGAAUGCCCAUAAAAAAGAACGGGCAGCCCUGAAAAGAGAGAAACUAUUCGACAAUUUGGUCCCUUUUGAUCAGCCUGCAGCUACUCAUUUUAACCCAUAUUCACCCUUGGCUGUUGCAGCAGGUUUGUCUAAUCGAUAUUGCUCAUUUGAGAGACCUCUUGGUGUUCACAUGAACUCUUUUAUUCAUAAACCAUUUCAUGCAUUAUCUCAAUCUCGAUGGUUUCGGCCUGAAUUUGCCAUCAUGCAAAGAGGUGGUUAUUAUCUGGUUCCUCCAGGUGGGAGAGGAUUUCAAAUUCAGAAUAAGAAUCCAUUUGGGAUGUCUGAAAGCUCUUCAUAUGGGAAUGGGAUGUUUGGAAGAUCUUUAAUUGGAAAUUCAGAAGCUGGAAGUAGCAAAGUUGAUGCCUCUGGAGAGCUCAAUUUAUCGCUCCAUCUGUGAUUUGAAAUAUUAUAAUUACAUGGGCUCGGCUAUGUUGUUUGAUUAGAUGAUGAAUGUUUUCUGUUGUCUAAGUUGUGCGUGCGUGUGUGCGUGU